CCAAAUAAUUAUUCUUGUUUUUUGACAUCAAUUUAACUAACUGAAAAUACAAAAGUCUUACAAAAUGACUGUACCUCAAAAAAUUGAUUUCAAGUCUUUGAGCAAGAUGAAUAUUAAUAAAAUCAGUGUAGAUUCGCAAAUAAAUAUUAUAUUGAAGAACAAUCCAGUGUUUAAAAAAAAUAGUGUUGAUGCUUGGUUGCUCCGAGCUGUCUCUUUAAUUGAUCUAACUACAUUAGCAGGUGAUGAUACUGAAUCAAAUGUUACUAGGUUAUGUAUUAAGGCUGCCAACCCUUUACCAACAAGAUUGUCAGAUGAAUUGGAGAAAUUACGUGAGAAUGAGUCUUUGCGAACUGCAGCAGUUUGUGUGUAUCCUAGUCGAGUCAAGAAUGCUUAUAAGACUAUCAAAAGGAUGGAACUUACAGAUACACUACAGAUAGCAGCUGUUGCGACUGGAUUUCCUUCUGGGUUGUAUCCCUUGAAAACACGGUUAGAGGAGAUUGCAUUGACUGUAGCAGAAGGUGCCACUGAAAUAGAUGUGGUGCUGGAUCGCAGUCUCGUAUUGACAGGUCAAUGGGAAGUUUUGUUUAAAGAAGUCGAGGAAAUGAAGAAAUCGUGUGGACCGGCUCACAUGAAGGUCAUUCUUGGAGUUGGUGAAUUGGGAACUUAUGAAAACGUGUACAAAGCUUCAAUGGUUUCAAUGUAUGCUGGUGCAGAUUUUAUUAAAACCUCCACUGGGAAGGAAGCAGUGAAUGCCACACUACCAGUGGGCUUGGUGAUGUGCAGGGCUAUACGAUACUUCUAUCAGGAAACUGGAAAGAAGGUUGGCCUCAAACCGGCGGGCGGCAUAAAAACACCGCAAGACGCUGUCAAUUGGCUUGUGUUGGUACAUACUGAACUAGGAGCUGAAUGGCUAACACCAAAACUCUUCAGGAUCGGAGCUUCUAGUUUACUGGACGUCAUCGAGAACUUUCUGACUAAAUAUGAAUCGUCUGGGUGAUAUAGUUGAAUUUAAUAGUUGUAGUGGAUACAAUCUUGCUUUACUAUUUGGCUAUAAGGGCUAUUUUCGUAAAACAAUUGUAUCUGCUGUAAGGCCCCGGGACAUACAAACAAACAUGUGGCCUUAUUGUCUAAUGAUGAGUUUCUAGAAUAAAAUGUAUUUUUUUAGGAUAAUGUAAUAUUUUUUUUACUAGAAGUAUGUAACUAUACCUCUUCUAAGUUUUGUUAUAAAGAAAAAGUAAAGAGGCCGAAAACUGCCAUAAAAAUAUUCCAAAUAU
Molecule: messenger RNA, 1274 nt
Organism: Chilo suppressalis (striped riceborer)
Lineage: Eukaryota; Metazoa; Arthropoda; Insecta; Lepidoptera; Crambidae
Source: the annotation of a GenBank genome assembly